GAAAAUGUAUAGCGGAUAGACAGUCUGGAGAACCAUGCAGCUCCAAGGCAACCAUACUAUCACAGGGAAUGGGAUACAGCAUGGCACUUUAUAGCCUGCGCUUGCCCUCGUAAAUCUGGGUCAACUGGAGAGCGCAAACUACAAUACAAGGGAAAUAAUUAGCUUUCAUUGCACAUAAUUCCUGGAUCUGAGAGGCAUGCAUCGUGCCUUCUCGUAUCCGGUGACUGUGGAGCGCAGUCGAACCAAGGAGCGCUUGGAGGCGUGUUUGGCCGGGCUAUGCGAGCUGGAGCUCCGCAGACAGCGGCAGGAGUGUCUGGUUCUGGGGGCGCUGGCUCUCGGAGACCCGCUUGCCCUGGAAAGCUCCAGAGGAGAGCUGAGAUGUUUCAGCAGCUGGGGCCAGGAAAACUUGACACUGAGACGUCAGCUGAGUGCUCUUCAGAGCUCCCCAUGGGGUCUAAUGCAAGCGCUGGAACAGCAGGUGGGAGAGCUGAGGAUUGACGCUGCUGAUGACUGUUGUGACGGAGCCCAAGGAGAAACUGGCAACAGUCGACCGAGUUCUGGUUUCUAUGAAUCAAGUGAAGGUCAGUCACCAAAAGGAAAAUCUUGUACCACUGAGCCCACAGAGAGUGUCUCCUCCUGGGCUUACACCAGUGACAGGCCAAAGUCUGUGGGAGACCCCCUUAUGCUGGAUGGAGAAUUUGAAGCACCACUUCUACGCACCACCCUACCCCGCUCCUUCUCUGCCCCCCACCCACCUCUUGAGGGUAUUGCUGAGGAGGGCACAGCCAUGGACUCCUGGCAGUGGGACCUCAGCGGAGACAAUGGUACCUGGGAGCAGCAACCUGAAGAGGAUCAGGUCACCGAAGAGGACUAUCAGCUGGCUUUGAAGGUAGAGGGUUACAUCCUGAGUCUCAUCCAACGCCAUACCCUCACACCAAGACCUUGUCAGCCUCGCACCACUUUUAGCCCUGACCCCCCAUACUGCAGUGCCUCUGGACACAGCUCCCUACACAGGAGAACUCCUUCUUUAACCACAGAGCACCGCCCUUCUGAUCAUCAUCUUCAGCCCCAUGGUGACCUUUCUACAAAUCCUAAUGGCCAGGGAUGGGGUUGUGACCUGGAGCGAGAGGCCUGUGGUGGGGAGGCCCCAUCUUUGGAGGAGGACUGUUAUUUAGCUCUGCCCUACCCCCAGCCCAAUCCAAUUUCCCUGGCUGGAAGGCUACCAUCCCCUCCGCCUUCACUGGACCAUAACUGUGGAGUUGGGGCUCUUGACCUUUGUUGUGAACCCCCAUCCCCCCAUCAUUAUCUACAUCCACAGCCCCCUAUUCUUCACAUGCACAGUUUAGUGAGUGCUCAGUAUAUUCCUGGACAAGCCUGUCAUGCCCCUCUGUGUUCCCCAAGACAUUACAACCAAGAGCAGCCAAAGUCCAACCAAGUUUUCACAUCUCCUGAUCACCUCAAGUACAGAGCAUCUAAGAAAAAUCACAGCGAGAGACAGAGAUCCAAGAAGUCAAGCAGUAAAACCAAUAGAUCCCAGUCUGAAAACAGCCUCCUGGGUCAGCGGAUGCUUCCAGAGAGGAGGUACAGCACCACAGAGAGGCCCCAAGGCAGAGGUGACCCUCAUACACUGCCUCAGAAUCAAAACCAGGUUGUCGGACACCAGGUGGUCAACAACGGCCACAACGAGAGCCGACGCUGGCGAUCUAACCUGGAGCUCAGCCAGGAUGAGGGGGAAGUCCAAGCAGGGCAGGUACACAGACGACCACCUCGAAAAGUUCGCCACGGCCCUUCUUGUUCCCAUUCCCAACCCCAGAACUACCACCAACAGCAGCACGCCAAGCACUGGCAGCAGGACUUUCAGGAAAGCGCACCUCUCUGUCAGGGGGAGGAGAGCUAUGGUGGUGCUGCCCCCGCAGAGUCCGAGUCUAGCAUGAGCGAGGUAUAUUCUCCAGCCUCCAGCUCGCUAUCCAGCGACUCAGAUGAGAGCGGGGGACUGGUGUGGCCCCAGCAGCUGCCACCCCGCCUUGCUUCUACCUCUUCUUCAUCCUCUCCCUCACCACAAGCCACUGCCAAUACCCCAUCUCAACCAAAAGCCUUUGUCAAGAUAAAAGCUUCCCACGCUCUGAAGAAGAAGAUUCUCAGAUUCCGCUCAGGGUCGCUCAAAGUCAUGACUACUGUAUGAGAAAAUCGCCAAACUAAUUUUAAACACAUAAUCGUCAGUACUGUGAUCUAACUUACUUGGCACCAAAUCCUAUGUCAAAUAUCACAUCCCAUCUUUAUAUUCAAUCUACAGUGUGUCAUAGUGAGAUUCCUUUACAUGUAUUGGCAUGAAUAAUGAUCUAUUCAAAGAUCUUUCAUUUGUACUGUCUGGUUAAAUUUAUCUUCCAGUUGACAACCAUCAGACACAAGACUAAUGGGCAGUAUACUGCUCUAAUGGAUGAUAACUGAUACCAAUUGACACGUAUCACCUAGAAGCGGAGUGACUGAAUAUGCUGGCAGUUUUCCCUCUGUUUCAUUUGCUCUCAUCAGACAAUUGUGGUUAAUUAAUAUCUGUAGUUGGACCCACACAAACCUGUAUUACUGAUAUUUUCACCAAGUCACAUCAUUAGUCUAAAAACUACAUAAAAUCUUCGUGAUACAGGCCUUGAAACAUACUAAGGUAAAUUUGUUGUGUUCAGAUUUCAUAAUAACUUCUGAUGAAUUUUUUUUUAACUAUGCUUUUUGCUGCAAGUCAUAAAGUAAACAGGAAUUUCUUUGAAUUCUUGCUUUGUGUUAAACUGCAUUCAAAUACAAGCAAAAAUUGACAUAUUUGCAGAAAAUCUACAACUAAACUUUGCAAUGCUCUUGCAAUGUUGGAGUUAAUCCACUAGAAUUGUGCUAAUGAAUAUCUCCCUAUUCCUACAAAUUCAUGAUCCUCUUUAGGAAAGUCACAGGAAUGAUUUAGAAAAUGGUUACGAUACUUUUCUGAAUGUGGUAUGAGCUCUAAAACUUAACUGAAUAACCAUGUUUAAAUUUAGUUUCCUGCAGACUUAAAACUUCUGCACCAACUGUGAGUCUCUCAGCAGGGAAUCAAUGCACUCCUCUGCAUAUCCAGCUGUUACUGAGCUCCUCUUAGUAUGUCCUGGAUUCACUGCAGUGAACUUCUUACUACCUCUCCUCUGCAGCCAGUGAACAUAAAGAACCAGACAUCCAUGUGUCAGGGAUGGAUUUAUUAGAGGCCAUAUAAAGGGGCCUGUGUACAUUCAUGCAUGCAUGUUUAAACUCACAGAUUCCCUGAAACACUGGGACCUAGACACUGUAAAUAAAUAUGUGACCUUGUUUGGAGCAACUGUAGUUUGUAAAUAAAGAAAGCAUUUCAC
Molecule: messenger RNA, 3359 nt
Organism: Oreochromis aureus
Lineage: Eukaryota; Metazoa; Chordata; Actinopteri; Cichliformes; Cichlidae
Product: dapper 1-like
Exons: 4
Coding region: 197-2182 (661 amino acids)
Biological process (GO): negative regulation of canonical Wnt signaling pathway
Cellular component (GO): cytoplasm
Source: RefSeq, a predicted model, not a curated record